Exophiala xenobiotica is the source of this 2425-nucleotide messenger RNA. RefSeq lists its product as uncharacterized. Gene Ontology annotation, molecular function: oxidoreductase activity; heme binding. The transcript is spliced from 2 exons. The record is from RefSeq and is a predicted model, not a curated record. NCBI's taxonomy places the organism in Eukaryota, Fungi, Ascomycota, Eurotiomycetes, Chaetothyriales, Herpotrichiellaceae. The coding region runs from base 119 to 1609 and encodes 496 amino acids.
CGGAACCUGUUUCCUAUUUCUUGGACGUUUGCUGCGCUAUAGAAGCGGCGUGGUCACCUUAGGCAAGUGUUGCAGGGAAAGAGAGAGAGAGUGAGUGAGUGAGUGGUGAGCCGGCAAGAUGUCGAAGCUCAUCGACUUCGCAGAAGUGCAGAAGCACAAGUCGAAGUCGUCCUGUUGGGUCAUCCUUUACGGCAACGUAUGGGAUGUGACGGACUUUUUGUCUUCCCAUCCAGGAGGCGCGAACAUCAUCCUCAAGCUCGCCGGUCAAGAUGCGACUGAAGAAUACGACCCCAUCCAUCCUCCGGGCACCCUCGAAGAGAAUCUACCCGAGUCCGCGAAGAUCGGGACCAUCGAUCCCAAGACGCUUCCUGAGCCAGUGAAGGCAGCCACAGAUAUAGGGCCAGAACCGAGUCCCGAGAUUGCACUUCCGCUGGCUUCGCUGUUGAAUCUGGAUGAGGUUGAGGCUGCGGCGAAGAAGAAGAUGUCCAAGAAGGGAUGGGCAUAUUAUCACUCUGCUGCAGACGAUCUGGCAAGCAAAUAUUUCAACAAUACUGUAUACCGGCAGAUCCUGCUGCGGCCACGCGUAUUUGUGGACUGCGAGAAUUGCGACCUGAGCACCAGUUUUCUGGGUCACAAAAUGGAAAUACCCAUUUUCGUGUCGCCGGCGGCCAUGGCGAGGUUGGCACAUCCAGAUGGAGAAUGGGGAAUCGCGCAGGCGUGCAAGAAAUUCGGGACCAUCCAGAUGAUCUCGAAUAACGCAAGUCAGACGCCGGAGCAGAUUGUCAGGGACGCUGGUCCGGGUCAGGUAUUCGGGUGGCAGCUCUACGUCCAGAGGGACCGGAAGAAGUCCGAAGACAUGCUGGCAAGAAUCAACAAGCUGGAUGCUAUUAAAUUUGUUUGCUUAACCCUCGACGCUCCGGUGCCAGGGAAAAGAGAGGAGGACGAACGGGGAAAGUUUAUCGUCGAAGAUCAGAGGGCGGCCAUUAAAGAUGCAGGCGGCACGGAAUUAAAAGGCGGCGGUGGGAUCGGACAGUCAUUGUUCUUCGGUACUGAUCCCACAUUGACCUGGACGAAGACCCUGCCCUGGUUGAAGAAGCAUACGAAUAAGCCGAUCAUUCUCAAGGGUCUACAGUGUCAUGAAGACGCCUACUAUGCUGCCCAACAUGCAGAUCAGAUCAAGGGGAUCAUCUUAUCCAACCACGGGGGCCGGGCGGCCGACACCGCACCACCUGCAAUCCACACGUUACUCGAGAUUCGAAAAUACUGCCCCGAAGUGCUGACCAAACUGGACGUUGUGGUGGACGGAGGUAUCAAAAGAGGUACCGAUGUGGUCAAAGCAUUGGCUCUAGGAGCAAAGGCCGUCGGCAUCGGUCGUGGUGCUCUGUAUGGUCUGGCAGCUGGUGGCAUCGAAGGUGUUGAAAGGGUACUUGAGAUCUUGCGCGAUGAGACGGCUACAGCGGGUCGUCUGCUGGGCGUGGAGAAACUGUCGGACCUUGGUCCCCUACACAUCAACACCAGAGCAGUUGAGAGAGAUAUAUAUGAUGGUCCUGCCAAUCUGCCGGGCAUCCAGGGAGCCAUGAAGGGUCUGUGGGUGAAGUCGAAGUUGUGAACGGCAACGUUUCCAGCUUCCUUUGGGUCUUGUUGGGCAUAUGCAUGGCGUUCCCUUGUUGGUAUCUGGCGAGGAUGUGUCUCGGGUAGACUUGCGUAGACUUGGGCAGAUGCAAGUCAGCAAUUCGGGAUCGAUAUGGGCGGCCACGCUAUGGCCUCGAAGGUUUAAAAUGCUUCCAGUCCAACGCCUGUUCCGAACCAGGCUCUCAAUUCAUCUGUUUCCGUUCUUGGUACGGGUGUUCCGUUGGCGCCGAAAUAAUGAGAAAGUCGCAUGUUAUCGUCGUCACCAUCCUCUGGCCAAUCUGUCCUCUUCGCAGGUCCGCCUUUCUGUUCAAACAUGUCCUUUACCGUCCCCCAACUGAACCUGCAUUCAUUCCCGAAUCCCCAGACGGGAUCUAUGGCCGAUUUCAUCCAACUUACACACCUCGCGUCUGAGGGAUAACCCGAACCCCAAUUGACCGCAGCCUCGUCGGAAGUAUCAACUGUCCGGACGUAAGCCUCAAGAAGAGUCUCACAGCUGACAUCCCUGGUCACUUUGGCAACAACACUGGCUGCGCUAACACAAGGAAACAGGCUAUCGGCUUUCUUCUCGACCGUGAUCUUGAUUGUUGGGAAGAUCAGCUGCAGCUUCUUCUGAUAAAUCGAUGGCUUGCCAAUGGUAUCGACGUAGAUCUCUCUGACAUUUACGCCCCGGUCGAUCACUCCUCUGAUCAAGUCGACUGUCGCGUCCAUGGCCUGUGCAUUGAGGUUGUAAGAGCCGCCAUUUUUCAUCAUGCCAGCACCAAUGUCUUGGGCACUGAGGGAUUUGAUGGCCCAG